Molecule: messenger RNA, 1371 nt
Organism: Acanthopagrus latus (yellowfin seabream)
Lineage: Eukaryota; Metazoa; Chordata; Actinopteri; Spariformes; Sparidae
Product: G-protein coupled receptor 4-like
Exons: 6
Coding region: 280-1128 (282 amino acids)
Biological process (GO): positive regulation of Rho protein signal transduction; phospholipase C-activating G protein-coupled receptor signaling pathway
Cellular component (GO): membrane
Molecular function (GO): G protein-coupled receptor activity
Source: RefSeq, a predicted model, not a curated record
CGCCCUCCAUGGGACUAUCCGGGGCAAUCGAAUUAUUAAUAAAUACAGCACAGCAUCUUUUAUAAUUGGAGGGACCAUGAGUGUCAUCCUGGAUUUGUCCUUUGCUGUGUGCAUCUGGAUCUCUGCUGCCGUCACCAUCACCUACACACUGCUGGGAGGUCUCUACUCUGUGGCCUACACAGAUGUUAUACAGCUGGUCCUCAUAUUCAUCAACUUGAGGACAAAACAUCGGACGCUGGUGCAGGGAACUCAUUCAGGUGGUCUUUCAGCUUUCACAGAAUGGAGGAGGCCUUCACUGCCAACACUUCAACUACAACUACCAACUACAAUAACUCCUUGGGAACAUUUGUGAUCGUCCAAGUUGUGAUGACAAGCACAAUCAUUUCUAUAGGAAUUCCUUUGAUCAUCAUGGCCAUCUGUUCUCUUUAUUCUCUGGUGAGCAAUGAUCAUGUUGCUCCAAUCUACGUCAUCAACCUUCUAAUUUCAGACCUCAUUCAGCUCUGCUGCUUGAUCCUCAGGCUGGCACCAUUAAAAGUGGAGAUACAUGCUACUCUUUAUUUCAUUUACUUCUGUGGUUUGAUUGCCAGUGUUGGCUUCAUGGUGUGUGUUGCCAUGGAAAGGUUUUUGGUCAUAGCCUGCCCACUGUGGUACCGUUUCAGACGAACCACCAAGACCCCUGUUUUGGUUUGUGUCGUGGUCUGGGCCCUUACUCUUGCCAAUCUCCCAAUUUUCUUGGUCAACAAAAAAGUCUUACCAAUCAUCUUUGGCAUUAUCUUCCUCCUUCCUCUCCCACUGUUCAUCUUCUUCCUGGGUGGGACCAUCAGAGCUCUGUCUGCCAGCCGUGUCCCCCCCGAAGAAAAGCGAAGAAUUGUGGGGAUUUUGGUCCUGGUGCUGCUUAUUUACACACUGCUGUUCCUGCCCAGAACCAUUUAUUACCUUACAAAACAAGAUUACCUCUACCACCUGUCUCACAUGUGUCUUAAGUUGAGUCCAAUUGCAGAUUUACUUCUGUAUGUUUUCAUGAGGAAAGGAAGCAUAGACAAGCUUUUCGCCUCUCUGUGUUGCUACAGAAUGGACAGCAAUGACAGCAGCAGAAUGGACAGCAAUAUCACCAGUUCAACAGUGUGAAUGAUAACAAAAAUGUGGGCAAAUAGAAAGGAUAAAUUAAUUCUUCAACUUCCUCAACAGUUCAUGGCGUUCAUAAUGCAUUCAGUAAUGAUUAAUGUUUGCGACACGUUACCCAAUGAACUAUUCAGAAACUAUAUAAAGUAAAACUUUUUUUCUCACCAACUUUCCUUUGUCGAUGUAGAUUAUGAAGACCAAGCACAUAUUCCUCUGUAUCAGUACAUCUGUAUGAGUACUAGUCCUGCC